GCUUCAGUAAAGCGUUUCGGCCUGACCUGGAUCUUUGUGCCGUUGACUGUCGAUUUGUCUCGGGGUUAAUUUGUUUGUCUUCGUGCAGAGCUGAGCGCGGUGCGGGUUGCUGAGCCUCAGCUUGGCGUCUGGGAAAGGGCUAAUCUUUUGGAAAUUUCCUGACUGGGACAAAGAACCAUUGCACAGACUCCUGCAGAAUGGCCAGUGAUUGCAGCAGAAAAGCUAUUCUCCAAGAUGUUGUGGCAUUUGUGGAGGUAUGGUCCUCAAACAAAACUGAAAACUAUUCAAAACCAUUCGUAGGCCACUUGAUUGACAUGGGUGCCAAAGUUUUAAAAUACUUCAAUAAGCAAGUGACUCACGUUGUAUUCAAGGAUGGACAUGAAAGUGUUUGGAAAAAGGCCAAAAGAACUGGUGUAAAGCUGGUGUCUGUACUCUGGGUAGAAAGGUGCAUGGCAACAGGUACCCAUGUUGACGAAUCCUUAUUUCCUGCCAUGAAUGAAAGUAAAUUUUUACCUGAAAAUAAGAGAACACAUCGAUGUAUGAAACCCAGGGAUUUCAUAGAAAAGACACCGGAGAAUGACAAGAGGUUGCAGAAAAAAUUGGAUCAAAUGAUUCAGAAUCUAGAUUCGAAAAAAACUAUCGGAGCUGAUCCACCUUUACUUUUGUUUGAUGAAGACGCUACAGGUCUUAAUAUGCCCAAAAUGAAAUCAGUUCCCCUCAAUCAAUUCUGCGGAAUGGUAGAAAGAUUGAAGGAAAUGAAAGAAAAGAGAGAGAACCUUUCACCUACUGCUUCCCAAAUGUCUCAAUCGAUAUCAGGUUCUGCGACCUCUCUUUGCCAACCAUUUCUUGGGGAAUCUCCAACAAUAACACCAAAAAGGUUUGCAGAAGAGCUAGUAAUUGAUUCAGAAGGUGCUUCAAUUAAUGAUCCUUGUGGAAGCUUUGUUCAUGAAAAGAAGAUUCCACUUUUAAGAGAUGCUUAUGAAGAGCAAAUGGAUCAACAUUCCAGACCUGAGUCUUCCGUUGAGAGUAGCCAUUUGUUUUCACCUAAUAGUGAUUUGAUCAAAGAAACCUCACAACGAAGAAGAAAGAAAACAGUCGCUAAAACAAAAUUACAUAUUUCUAAGAAAAAGAAUCUUUUGGCUUCACUUGAUGAUGAUGGAGCAUCACCAAGCUCAUGUAAUGUGGAAAGGAAGUAUUCUGAAGGAGAAAAUGGUGAGGCUUUUGACAGUGCAACACCAGAGCUUAAACUUUAUAGUAAUAUAAGCAAAACAAAUAUAAAAUUGUCACCCCCAGACCAGACAACCAGCAUUGCUAAAGAAUGUGAUUUUGCAGAAACAGGCUGUGUGUCAAAUGUACAUUAUAAAAAUAAUGCCUCACCUUUGAAACCAAAAUGUUCCCCUGCAAGUAAAGAAAAUCAGACAAGUUCAAGGAAAAAUGGAAAAUUAUGUAAAAACCAGAUUGCUCAUUUAAAGCCUACUGGAAUUGAUUUAUUUAAAGCGAAAGAUUUUUCGAGCAGUUUCCCUGAUGACUACCCCACUAAUGGGGAUGUAAUGGUGUACGAGGAUUUCUUUUCUCCUGUCAAUUUGAAAGGUCAAAAUAAGCCAAGACCUUCGUUGGGUGUGCUUCCACCUGAAUCACCAAGUCCUCCCAGAUUAAGUUUUGGAAGUGUUAAGCAAAAGAGAAAAUCACAAGAAACUAAUCAUCAACAUUUUAUAGGUAGAACAAAAAGAGCUAGAGGCAUCACAAAUUUCAGUACCGGAGAGCAAUCGAAUGCUAGUAUUUAUAAUAAUAAUGAACCUUUGAAUGUAAUUGCACUAGUUGACAAGAAUAACCAUGAUUGCCAAAAUGAUUCACAUCAGCCAGCAGCUGCUACAGUUUCUAACCGAAGGAAAUCUCAUAUAAAACAACUACUGGAACAUUUUCUUGAUGAAUCAGAGGAGUUGUCAAACAAUGAAGUGUCUGAGAAAAUAGAAUCACAUCUUCACCGAAAUAAUGGAGAAAGAAAGGUGGAUUUACUUGCAAAUGAUUCUACGCUGACUUAUUUUUGUGGCCAUAGUAAAGGAAUAAAACUUUCAUCAGAUUUACACACUGAAACAAAAACCAACUCCCUGAAUUCUAUAAAGCUCAUUGAUCAAUUGAAUAAGGAACAAACUGAAAAGGAAAAAGUGCAGUGCCACCAAGAGGACAAGUUAUCUAAGAACUUCUUAACAUUGAAAACCACUGACAGCGACUUGGAAGAUAAGCACCUUUGUGCACCCCGCCAAAGUCACAAUAAGAAAUGCAACACAACUGAAGUAACACAUACAACCAUUGGAUGCAAAGGGAAGAAUAUAAAGCCAAGCAGAACACUCGUCAUGACGAGCAUGCCUUCAGAGAAUCAGAUCAUUGUAAUUCAAAUUGUGAAACAGCUAGGUGGCUUUCUGUUCUCAGACCAAGUGACUGAAACAACAACUCAUGUCAUAGCAGGACACCCACGACGUACUUUGAAUAUUCUGUUUGGAAUUGCCCGAGGGUGCUGGAUUUUGUCCUUUGACUGGAUUCUUUGGUCUUUGGAGCAAGGGUGUUGGGUUCCUGAAGAACCAUAUGAACUAUCAGCCCAAUUUCCUGCAGCUACUAUCUGCAGAUUAGAAAAGCAGUCAACAACAGGAGUCUAUCAGCAGGACUUAUUUUCAAAUCAGCCUUUGAUCUUCAUUUCAACCAAAAGUGAACCACCUACCUUAAUGCUCGAGAAACUGGUACAGUUGUGUGGGGGAAAGGUGUGCAAAACGUUACGCAAAGCUGGGAUUUGUAUUGGACAAUACAAGGGAAAGAGACCUCCUGAAAGUCAACACUUAUCAGAAAAUUGGAUACUGGAUUGUAUUACCCAACACAAGCUCUGCUCCAUCGAUGGCUACAUCCUAGAAUAGAGAAAGCACUGAUGAUAAAACUGCUUCAGAAGAGGAGUGUGCUUCAGUUUGUUAACAUAUUCAUUGUUCCUUUCAGCAAAGCUGAUACAUAAGAAUAAUAGGCCAUAUUUUAUAAACAAUUGAUGACUUCAAAUAAUAUUUUUAACAAGGGUUUACAUGACACAAAAGUGUACUAUGAAAGAAGAAAAGACCCAUAAAUUGAGGUAUCAUCAAUCCUUUUGGAUUGUUCUGUGUGUGUAGUGUGAUUUUAAAGUGCUUUAACAUAUUUUAUGGACAUUUACAUCUGUUUUAAUGAAGUAGCUUUAAAAAUAUUCAUAGUUCUCAACUUAAUCUCUUAGUUUGAAGAUUACACCUUUAACAAUAGCCUGCAUGUGAUAUCAGUGGAUGAACAUUCAAUGUGUUUGCAUGAAACUGCUUUCUCUUCUGUUCUACCUAUUAAAAAAAAUAUGUAUUACAAUGAUGAAAAAUAA
This is a messenger RNA of Carcharodon carcharias (great white shark), 3376 nucleotides long. RefSeq names its product microcephalin 1 (gene mcph1). NCBI's taxonomy places the organism in Eukaryota, Metazoa, Chordata, Chondrichthyes, Lamniformes, Lamnidae. Gene Ontology annotation, biological process: mitotic cell cycle. Bases 198 to 2906 code for a protein of 902 amino acids. The record is from RefSeq and is a predicted model, not a curated record. The transcript has 15 exons.